Miscanthus lutarioriparius is the source of this 594-nucleotide messenger RNA. The record is from the annotation of a GenBank genome assembly. Lineage: Eukaryota; Viridiplantae; Streptophyta; Magnoliopsida; Poales; Poaceae.
AUGACCUACAGACUUGUUUUUGAAAGUUACCUAAAACAAAUUGUCAAUGUCAUCAUUAAUGCAAGUGAUGAGGACCGGACACUGCACUUGGAAACUCUCAACCCACAGUCCAAGCAGUUCCACAAGUUGAUCGUCAGGGGCUGCUGGGCUGCCGGAACACUGCAGUGCCCAAUAUUUCAAGGCCAUGGGAAAAACCUCAAGUAUCUAGCUCUAAGCUGGUGUGGUCUUCAGGAAGACCCGCUACUGCUUAUUGCUCCACAUGUACCAAACCUCACCUAUCUGAGUCUUAACAGGGUGAGCAGCACAGAGACAAUGGUUAUUUCUGAAGGGUCCUUUCCACAGCUAAAGACACUAAUACUGAAGAACAUGCUCAAUGUCAAGCAGUUGACAGUUGGGAAGGAUGCUCUUCCAAAUAUUGAAGGUUUAUAUAUUGUGGCGCUGCCGAAACUGAAUAAGGUUCCUCAAGGAUUUGAAUCCCUUGUGUCUUUAAGGAAGCUGUGGUUACUGUCUCUGCAUAAGGAUUUCAAAAUCCUGUGGGAGCUAAGUAGAAUGCGCCAGAAGAUGCCAGAAGUGGUGGAGGUUCGCGUCGAGUGA